AUGAUUAUCCCGGUGCGCUGUUUCUCUUGCGGAAAGGUCGUUGGUGACCUCUGGGAGCGGUACUUGCAGCUGCUCGAUGACGGUGUGCCUGAUGGUGAUGCCAUGGAUCAAUUGGGUUGCCGCCGAUACUGCUGCCGCCGUAUGAUCAUGACCCACGUCGAUCUCAUUGAGAAGCUCCUUCGAUACAACUCCGCCGAGAAGGACCGAUCCAAGGCCCAGGCUUAA
This is a messenger RNA of Penicillium angulare, 225 nucleotides long. Its product is annotated as DNA-directed RNA polymerase core subunit RPB10. Gene Ontology annotation, molecular function: zinc ion binding; DNA-directed RNA polymerase activity; DNA binding. The record is from RefSeq and is a predicted model, not a curated record. Gene Ontology annotation, cellular component: RNA polymerase III complex; RNA polymerase II, core complex; RNA polymerase I complex. Bases 1 to 225 code for a protein of 74 amino acids. Gene Ontology annotation, biological process: transcription by RNA polymerase I; transcription by RNA polymerase II; tRNA transcription by RNA polymerase III. Lineage: Eukaryota; Fungi; Ascomycota; Eurotiomycetes; Eurotiales; Aspergillaceae. The transcript is spliced from 4 exons.